Molecule: messenger RNA, 865 nt
Organism: Rubroshorea leprosula
Lineage: Eukaryota; Viridiplantae; Streptophyta; Magnoliopsida; Malvales; Dipterocarpaceae
Source: the annotation of a GenBank genome assembly
ACUUCAAUCCUUAUGGAAGCACAAUUCUGUUGAAUUUCAAAAGUUUUCAUCUCUCAAACAGGAAAUUCAAAAGAUAUCAACUAGUAAUUUAAAGGAAAAGAUCAAAAAAUGGCGAAGGUAACUUUCCUACUUGCAUUCUCACUGGUAGUGUUUCUGUCAAUCCAGACGGUAUUGGGCGAUGAUGUCGAGAACCCAAAUGCAUUUUCCGGGCUUUCGUUGGAUGAAUUGAGCGCCGUUGCGGAAAGCAUCGCCAAAGCUACCGGAGACGCCUUAGAGGAUGCCAUGGAAUCCUCGCCGUCUUGGGCUGACUGGGCCAAAGGAAAAUUCGACGGUCUCGGCCUUAACGACUGGCUGUCUUCCUUAACCUCACCUGCACCUGGUCUGGCGCCGUCAGCCGCGCCUGUAUCAGCACCUGUUUCAGCACGGAAGAUCGCACCACACCACGCCCCAAGGUCUUCCCCCGCCCCGGAACCGGGUUCUGCACUCGAUUUGGCGCCGGAGUCAGCAGACUUAGCACCUGAAUUGGCAAUGGGAUCCUCAUCUGAAUGGGACUAUACAUCCGCAGAUGCACCGGCACCAGCUGCAUAGAUAAUGGAAAACAACGACCAGAGUGUGGGAAUGGAUAGCUAGCUCUAGCUUUAAUACCAAAUUCCCAAAAAUAGUUCUUUUAUAUAUUGUUCAAUAAAAUGCAAUUCUACGUGACAUCCACGCCCUUUCCUUUCUCCAUUCUUCAUCUGUAAUAUGUUAAGCUGCUUUUAGCAGUUGAACUUUAUGUUUUAAUUGUCUCUGCAAGUUUUGUAUUUCGAACUAUAUUUUUUGUAUGAAGAUUAUAUUUUCUAAUGAUAAAUAAAUAUUAACUGUUGGC